This is a messenger RNA of Bursaphelenchus okinawaensis, 928 nucleotides long. NCBI's taxonomy places the organism in Eukaryota, Metazoa, Nematoda, Chromadorea, Rhabditida, Aphelenchoididae. The record is from the annotation of a GenBank genome assembly.
AUGAGUUACGUAGCAAUUGCACGUAAACGUCAACAGCAAAUUCACAAUAAGAUUUUGGAACUGAAAAGUAAGAAUUUGCAUUUUCAUUUCGUUUUUGAACAUGUUUAAAGUAAUAGGAUUAAAAAUGUAUUUUUUGUGCUUAAAACCACGUAAUUUUCUUGUACUUUGUUAUAUUAUUCAUCUUUUCAAGUCAUGUAGACGAGAUUAAAGAAGUUUCUGAAAACGAAGAGCUGUUCAACGACGAAGUUUUAAGUGGUUUCCAAGUAAAAACCCACAAACAUACAUAUUAUGUAAGUUACUCAUUGCUGAUCAUUUACUUCAUUUUUAGGUAUCAAAAUGCAUGUUGGCUACGAAAUCCGAAGUGUUUAAGACGAUGUUCCGCUGUGGCACGAAGGAAGCAAAAGAGAAUCACCUAGUUUUGGAUGAGGAUUCUAAAGCUGUGGAAAGCAUAUUGAGGUUUAUCUACACCCGCAAGAAGGUGGAUGAUGUUUCUUUGGCCGCUAAGGUUUUUGUACUUGCUCAUCGUUAUGAAAUCAAGCUGUUGCAGGUACGUUUCUUGAUAUGUUUACUAGUUCUGAAAUUAAACUUGUGUUAUGUUUAGAAAACAGGACUUGUGCGGUUUCAACAAUAAAUUUUAAACUUUCAGCUUCAAUGUGAACUUUUUAUUAUGGAAAACAUGACUAUUGAAGAUGUGGAAGACUGUCAACGCGUAUCCAAAAAGCUAGAUUUAAGGUAUCUUGAACUAAAAUGUGCCGAAAUCUUGUUUUUUAACUUUUCGGAGUACGAUACGAAAAUUGACGUAGAUAAAUCAACUUUAUGCACUGUGACAAACGAUAAUGUUGAACCAAUUAUGGUAACGGUUGAUUUUGAAGACAAUGACAAACAGUUGCCUCAAUUGGAGUUGUGUGGUCAAAAAAGUUUACCUUAA